Molecule: messenger RNA, 4575 nt
Organism: Amphiprion ocellaris (clown anemonefish)
Lineage: Eukaryota; Metazoa; Chordata; Actinopteri; Pomacentridae
Gene: exoc6b
Product: exocyst complex component 6B
Exons: 23
Coding region: 145-2592 (815 amino acids)
Biological process (GO): Golgi to plasma membrane transport; exocytosis; intracellular protein transport
Cellular component (GO): exocyst; membrane
Source: RefSeq, a predicted model, not a curated record
UGGAGACUCCGCUCGGUCGGGCUGCUCCGUGGAAGCAUCGAACCCACCCUCCGGAUCCUCCGGUGUGACGCACGGAUCCCGGUCGGUCAGUCCGCCCGGCUCCGCUCGACUCAGCUCGUCUCCGUCCGCACCACAGCAUGCAGGAUGGCGAGUGUGGAGACAGCCGCCGAACACGAGCGAAUCCUGCGGGAGAUAGAGAGCACGGACACCAACUGCAUCGGACCGACUCUCCGGUCGGUGUACGACGGUCAGGAACAUGGGCUGUUCAUGGAGAAGCUGGACGCCCGGAUCAGGAACCACGACCGGGAGAUCGAGAAGAUGUGUAACCACCACUUCCAGGGCUUCGUGGACUCCAUCACCGAGCUGCUCAAGGUCCGAGGAGAGGCUCAGAAACUGAAGAAUCAGGUGACUGAGACCAACAGACGUCUUCAGGAUGACGGCAAAGAUCUCAUGAGCUCCAUGGAGGAGCUGAAACAGUGUCGAGUGCAGCAGAGAAACAUCGCAACCACCAUCGAUAAACUGACCCACUGCCUCCCAGUCCUGGAGAUGUACAGCAGACUGCAGGAGCAGAUGAAAGCUAAAAGGUACUACCCUGCCCUAUGCACUCUGGAGCAGCUGGAGCAGACGUGUCUUCCCCGGGCCGGUCAGUACCGGUUCUGCUCCAUCAUGGCAGAGAACAUCCCCAAGCUGAGGAUUCAGAUCCGGGACACGGCCAUGGCGCAGCUCAGAGACUUCCUGGAGAGCAUCCGCAAACACUCGGACAAGAUCGGAGAGACGGCCAUCAGACAGGCCCAGCUGCAGCGCUCAUUGGACAGCUCCGUCUCCCCCCAGCCAAGGGCUCUGAUUGGCCGACGCAGCAGGAGGGAGGCGGCGGCGGGAACGGAGAGCGACGGUCAGGGUGGCAGCCCGUCGUCAGAACAGGACUCCGGCAUUCUGGAUGUCGACGAAGAGGAGGAGGAGGAAGUUCCAGGAGCUCAGGAUUUGGUGGAUUUCUCUCCAGUUUACCGCUGUCUCCAUAUCUACACUGUGCUGGGUUUGCGUGAUGUGUUUGAGAACUACUACAGAAAGCAGAGGAGGAAACAGGCUCGGCUGGUGCUGCAGCCUCACUCUAACAUGCAUGAAACUCUAGAGGGAUACCGGCGGUACUUCAAUCAGAUUGUUGGCUUCUUUGUGGUGGAAGAUCACGUCCUUCACACCACUCAGGGUCUGGUGAACAGAGCGUACGUAGAGGAGCUCUGGGAGCUGGCUCUGUCCAAAAUCAUCGCUGCUCUGAGGACGCACUCUUCGUACUGCGAUGACCCAGACCUGGUCCUGGAUCUGAAGAACCUCAUCGUCCUGUUUGCCGACACUCUGCAGGGUUAUGGUUUCCCAGUGUCCCAGCUGUUCGACAUGCUGCUGGAGAUGAGGGAACAGUACGGAGAAAUCCUGCUCAAGAGGUGGAACAUCACCUUCAGGCAGGUGUUGGAUCAGGACAACUACAGUCCAAUCCCAGUCUCUACUGAGGACGAGUUCAGACACUACACCUCCCAGUUUCCUCUGCAAGACCCUGAACUGGAAAAGCUUCCCUUCCCAAAGAAGCUUCCCUUCUCUGAGUUUGUGCCAAAAGUGUACUGCCAACUGAAGGAGUUCAUCUAUGCCUGUCUGAAAUACUCUGAAGAUCUACAUCUCAGUUCCACAGAGGUGGACGAUAUGAUCCGUAAGUCGACUAAUCUGCUGCUGACCAGAACUCUGAGCCACUGUCUGCAGUACGGCAUCAAGAAGAAGAACGUGGGCCUGGCAGAGCUGGUGCAGGUGAUCAUCAACACCACCCACCUGGAGCAGAGCUGCCACUUCCUGGAGGAGUUCAUCUCCAACAUCACCAACAUUCCUCCGGAUACGGUGAACGCCACCAAGCUGUAUGGAACGUCCACCUUCAAGGACGCCCGUCACGCUGCUGAAGCUGAGAUCUACACCAGUCUGAACGCUAAGAUUGACCAGUUCCUGCAGCUGGCUGAUUAUGAUUGGAUGGCGGCGGUGCAAGGGGGCGGAGCUUUAACGGCCAGUGACUACCUGAUUGACCUGAUCGCCUUCCUGAAGAGCACCUUCAGCGUCUUCACCAACCUGCCGGGAACCCCCGUAGAACACGCCACCCUCCCGGGUAAGGUGGCCCAGACGGCCUGCAUGUCGGCCUGUAAACACAUCUCCACCUCCCUGAUGCAGCUGCUGCUGGACCCAGAGCUCCGUCAGAUCUCCAUGGGAGCCCUGCAGCAGCUCAACGCCGACGUCCAGGAGUGUGAAGGUUUUGCCAGAGCCGGGCCGGUCGCAGGCUUCCAGGGUGACACGUUGCUUCUGGCCUUCAGUGACUUGAGACAAUUACUGGAUCUGUUCACUCAGUGGGACUGGUCCACCUACCUGGCUGACUACGGGAAACCCACCUGUAAAUACCUGAGAGUGAACCCACACACCGCCCUGGCCCUGCUGGAGAAGAUGAGGGAGACGAGCCGCAAGAACAACGUCUUUGCCCAGUUCAGGAAGACGGACAGAGACCGACAGAAGCUGAUUGACACCGUCAUCAAACAGCUGAGGAACCUCAUCACUCAGCACCACGCCUGAUUGGUCGGUACUCCUGAAGCCACUAUCCAAUCAGAUGUGUUUGACCAGAGGCCCACCUAUGCAGCUCACCUUCAACUAGCAGUCCAAACCUGGAGGAAGCUCACCUCCACUGUGCAAUCUGAUUGGUUGCUUCAAAUUGACACGCCGUGGAGCCCCCGAGAGGUCAGGGUGAGAAGUUCCUUCUUUUCCAAUAGUUAGUCCUGUUUAGAGAAACAGUCUGCAGAUGAACCACACAAGUCCAAGCUAACCCAAACAUUCAGCCACAGCCGCUCACUGAGAUCUGCCUUUUAGAGAGAAUAAAGAGCGAUAAACGUCUCCCUGAACCAGUAGACUUCCUCCUGCACUGGGCCAACUAGGAAAAGAAGGAACAUCUCAACCCUCACAGGCUUCCAUACAAACCUAACAACAAACAUCAUCUUUGUGAAGUCCUACAGCUCCAAAUGUGUAUUAAUCCGCCACUGAAAAUAGUCCCCAGUAAAUUCACUGUUAACUAACAUUUGUGACGAACAUCACUGAGCCUUUUUACUAAUAAAACAACAUAUUAAAGCUUGACUUCAUCAAUGUGUUUGGUUAGUCUUUUCAUGUCACUAACCUCAGUCUUCAACUGGAACCAACGCUGUUGAAGGAACUCUGAUCUGUGGAGAAAGUAGAAAAAAGAACAGAAAUUAUGGAUAAAGUUGCAGCUAAAACAGUCCUAAAUAAACCUGCUGUCACACUUUGUUCCUUCUACAUCUGUAUGGCAGGAACUCUGUUAGGACUGUGUGUGAGAAUCCGAGCAAGUUUUCAGUAAGAACUCAUAUUUUUGUGCCAUUUUUCUUUCUUUCCAAACCGAAGCGGGCCAUAAAGCCGUCGUCCAUCCUUUUCCGUCUUCCACAUCACUGUCCAUGUCUGUGGUAAAACUACAGAAUGUAUUGAAUGUACAUCAGAGACUCGUCUUCCGUUGUCAUUUUAAGUCACGAAAGUGUCAGAAAAUCUGAGAUCAGAAUGUUACUACAGAAUCCUUUAUCUUCUUACCCAACAUGGCAAACACUUGAAUGGACAAGAUCUGGCAACCUAAAGUCCUCGGUGCAACACCUGAGGUGUAACGUUGUCCGAGCGUUUUCUACUCGUUCUGUAUAAAUAACUGUGUCUUAAAGAGGGAAUAACGCUCCAACCUGGCAACCGCUAUGACCUGUACAGCCUUCAGUUUGCCUGGUUGAUUAGACAGUAUAGAAACCAUUUUACUAACGCUGAGCACACAUCCUGUCUUCCAUUAACUGAAGCACAACACUUAAUUACUCUCACACUAGAUUAUUCUUUCACUAACAGGGUCUUUCUGUUGCUUUUUCUACUUGGGUGCAAUAACAGAUUCGUGUUUGUUAGUUAGUGCUGGCGCUUUGUAAAGGGAUUCAGACCUACACUGACUCUGAAGGGGAAUUUAAGAUGUUUGUAUUGAGUUUUUUUUAUCCAUCCUUCGCUGGAUUUCAUUUGUUAGAAAGGGAUCAGGGCCGUCAUUGUUGAAUGUGCCUUUGCUGUAUUUGUUGUUUUUCCUGCCAAAAAAGCAGCGACACUGUGGAGAUGAAAUUCUGGACACAGUUUAGUCAAAGUCACUUCAUAUAUGACAGAGAUUAUUUUUUUAACAGCUCUGUUACUUUUUGGGUCAUUCUUUAACUUCUGUGUAUUUAAUAAAACGUUCUACCUUCAAACUAAGAACAAGACAAGGACAUACUUUGCCACAGAAUUGACCGUGUCAAGAAGACGAUCUUGUUAUCAAAUGUAGUUUUAAAUUCUUACAAGCACUAAGUUUUACAAUUCUAACAAGUACUGCUCAGCUGUAGUAAAACGUUGUCGAGUCUGGAGUUCUCAAACUGCACUUCCUGUCGCUGCUUUUUGUUUCAUUUUUUGUAAAGCACAUGUUGAGACAGAAGCACAGUUGUAUUAAACCACUAAUAAGUAAAACUAAAUCCUGAUUAAUAUGGAAUAAAUGGAAAACUGCUGAAAAUA